AUGGCAGGUACUGCGUCGCAACUGAGUUACGUGCAGAUAAGUAGACAGCAGUUUUCUGGGUGCGUUGCAGGAAAGUACAGCGGGGUGCAUCCUGAGUCCGCCUCAGUGCGGGCGACGACUCCCUUCGAAGGACAAAAGCCGGGGACUUCUGGACUUCGUAAGAAGACUCGCGAGUUCAUGCAGCCCGGGUACCUCUCCAACUACGUACAGGCUGUGUUUGACUGCCUCCCGGAGUCUGAGGUGAGGGGGGGCACCAUGCUGGUGGCAGGGGACGGUCGCUAUUUCUGCGAAGCUGCCAUCAAAAAGAUUGUCUCCAUUGCAGCAGGAAACGGAGUUGGCAGGGUUUGGAUUGCGAAGGACGGGCUGGCCACCACUCCUGCCUGCAGUGCCAUUUUGCGGCUACGAGAAAAAAGCGUUGCCUUUGGUGGCUUCAUCCUCACGGCUUCCCACAACCCCGGCGGGAUCGACGCUGACUUUGGAGUGAAGUACAACACUGGAAAUGGAGCCCCCGCGCUGGAGAGCUUGACCAAUAUGAUUUAUGAAAGGACAAAGACCGUUCAAGAGAUAAAGCACGUAAAGCUGCUGGACUUUGACCUGGACACCUACGGGAUAAAGGUGCUCAUUAAGGAUCAGUUUAUUGCUGAGGUCAUUGACGGUACUGAGGACUGGCUGCAUCUCAUGAAGGCAGUUUUCCACUUCCCAUCAAUCCGGCGUUUGAUCCAGUCUCCCUCCUUCUCCUUCGUCUUCGAUGGGAUGCACGGCGUAGCGGGGCCCACUGCUGAAAGGCUCUUUGUGCAGGAACUGGGAGCAGAUUCAAUGAGCCUACGGGCCUGUAAUCCCCUCCCCGACUUUGGGGGUCACCACCCCGACCCAAAUUUGGUAUACGCAAAGGAAUUGGUGGACAUGAUGAAGUUUUUUAAUCCGGAGCAAGUAGAUAGCAACACGCCACUCUUUGGUGCUGCGGCGGACGGAGAUUGUGAUAGGAAUAUGAUCCUAGGCCGCGGCUUCUUUGUAACCCCCAGUGACUCCGUGGCUAUCAUUGCUCAAUACGCGGAGAAGGUCAUUCCUUUUUUCAUGAAGAACAAAGACGGGACUGGCGGUCUCAAAGGAUUGGCGAGGUCCAUGCCGACAUCUAUGGCCUUGGACAGCGUUGCUAAAAAGCUCGGCAAGGACGUCUACGAAACUCCCACCGGGUGGAAGUACUUCACAAAUCUAAUGGAUGCAGGCCGUCUGUCCAUCUGUGGAGAGGAGUCAUUUGGCACAGGGUCUAUGCACGUGAGGGAAAAGGACGGUUUAUGGGCCGUUCUGUGUUGGCUUUCUAUCCUUGCGUACCGCAAUGGGCUAAUGGAUAAUGUGGAGGAGGAGCUGGAAAUGCAGAAACGGGGCGAGACACCUGCGAUUCCUUCACCAGAGAAGAUUGAAAACUUUGUCGGAGUGCAGCAGAUCGUGGAGGAGUUCUGGAAAGAUUUUGGAAGAAACUACUACAUGAGAUACGAUUAUGAAAACAAAAGUAGCAGCUCUGCAAGUCAAAUGAUGUCGAUGCUGAAGUCUUUGACUUCUGCGUCUCAAGAAGAUUUGAAGAAGCACAUUAAGGCCACAGUCCCCAAGGAGCUGAGGGGAAAGCUCCAAGCCGAAAAGAUUGAUGUGUUUAAAUACACUGAUCCUAUUGAUGGAUCCGUUGCUGAUGACCAAGGAAUUAGAUUGUAUUUCCCCAAAGGCAGAGCGAUUUGGAGGCUUUCAGGCACCGGCAGUAGCGGCGCGACUAUUCGAAUGUAUUUUGAGCUGGUGGAGGAUCGUCCUGACUACCUUCUCAAGAAUCCAAAGGAUAUACUGGCUGAUUUGAUUGCAUAUGCCAUUGCGUUCUGCAAAAUAAAAGAAUAUGUCGGCACCGACAUCCCCACUGUUAUUACCUAA
Molecule: messenger RNA, 1914 nt
Organism: Cyclospora cayetanensis
Lineage: Eukaryota; Apicomplexa; Conoidasida; Eucoccidiorida; Eimeriidae
Product: phosphoglucomutase, cytoplasmic
Exons: 12
Coding region: 1-1914 (637 amino acids)
Biological process (GO): carbohydrate metabolic process
Cellular component (GO): cytosol
Molecular function (GO): magnesium ion binding; phosphoglucomutase activity
Source: RefSeq, a predicted model, not a curated record